Cydia strobilella is the source of this 2387-nucleotide messenger RNA. RefSeq names its product androgen-dependent TFPI-regulating protein-like. The coding region runs from base 28 to 1104 and encodes 358 amino acids. The record is from RefSeq and is a predicted model, not a curated record. Gene Ontology annotation, cellular component: endomembrane system; membrane. Lineage: Eukaryota; Metazoa; Arthropoda; Insecta; Lepidoptera; Tortricidae. The transcript has 4 exons.
AACUAAAUUGGGCUAGAUUUGUGCAAAAUGGAUGUCCUAUGGAAAGAAAACAACAUUUUUUACAACAUAUUGUGUGUUUUAAUAACUGAAAAUGAAAAAUUGUUCGAUAGAAGUGAUGCGAGACUAUAUUGGAAGACAGUGUACCGUAUGUUUUUGAUUUUGCAUCACGGCUAUGUGGCUAAUUUUGGGGCCAGUUUGAUUAUGAACAUUGAUCAUGAAGAAAUAAGGAAAUUAAAAAAGUACAGAGUUGCGUAUUUAACUGGGUGGAAUUUUUCGUUCCAGACCAUGUUUCUCGGUCUCGCUCUGCUGCACGACAUGUUACGUUGGUUAGACAAGCACGACAGUAAGCUAGGCAAGAAAGUCAAAUACUUCCGUGACGUCUUAUUCAAUGGGCUGGUCUUCCCGUUUACAUGUUUCGUCACCGGAAUGUUCUGGUGCGUGUACCUCAUCGACCGGGAGCUGGUCUUCCCCCAAGUCUACGACCAGAUCGUGCCGUGGUGGCUGAACCACUGCGUCCACACCAACAUCUUCAUCGUGAUCGCUAUAGAGACGCUUCUGACCAGGCGGAGGCAGCCGACCGAUGUGAAGGUCGAGAGGUGUAUGUGGGUGUUUGUGUCCGUGUUCUACGCAGUUGUAUACUACUCUAUAUAUUUCUUCGGUGGCUGCUGGCUCUACGGGGUCUUCGGCGUCAUGAACUGGUGGCAAGUCUGCCUCUACCAGACCUGCAUCUGGUGCUCUACCUGGGUUUUCUACAACCUCAACUUUUUCGUCAACAAAAUGAUCCACAAAGAAGGAGACGGUACUCCAAAAACAUCCAUCAAUGGGGAUCUGGAGUCUAGGGAAACUACUUUCCAAAACGCGAGUAAAGUAGAUGGAGUUGAGACUGAUUCAAGUAAAAUAAGAAAAGAUGUUAAGCUAAAUAGUACCAAAGAUAGUAGUGGAAAGGCAAAUGCAGCCUAUCUAAACGAUAGUAAUGAUACAGAAACUGACAAGCAAUGGAAAUCGGUAGGUGUCAGUAAAAAUGACGGUAUUCUAAAUCAGUCUUUAGGUAAAUCAACUGGUACAAAUUUUAAUAGAAAUCAGUUUGAGAAGUCUAGUUUGUAAUUUGUUAUGAUUAUCUGGGUUAUAAUUACUGUACAUUUAUUUAGGUUCACUCCGUAUAUAAUUAUGUGUGUGCUUCAAACCUUGUAACUUUCAUAAUAUUGUCUUCGGUUACCGCGAUAGUUACUCAUGAAAUAAAACUAUGAAAAUGCAUUAUAUCACAUAUAAUGAAUUUAUCAUACAUCCCUAAUAUUUAUAGUAUGAACUAUCCCAGAUGAUUUUUUCGGGCUCGGGCCUUAAUCUGUUAAACCAAAAGGUAUUGUUUUCUUUAUGCAGCGGUUACACUGUUUACUGCUAUUAAUAGCCUAGACAAAGGUUACGGGAACAAGUCCGUUUAAAAAGCAAAACCAUCAUAUUUAUAUGGUUCAAAUUCAUAAAACGUUAUGUUAUCUCCAUAGAAAAGCCCACCCUGAUUGUUCUCUGAAUGACCUGUUACACAAAUUUGAACCUUAAUAAUAUCUCGAUAGUUGCUUUUUAAACGACUUGGCCGCUUUGGCACGUGAUGAAGACCGCUCUUAAAAGAGCCCGAAAAAAUCAUCUGAGAAAAUUCAUACUAUUUCAACUUUCAUUUGAAUGACUUUUCGUUGUCUAUUUGAAUUGAAAUUUUUAUAAUUUCCAUGACAAUAUUAUAAUACCCGAUCUGAUGAUGCAGUCGGAAGGUAGCCAACGGAACAUCUCGAAGGCAAAAUACCAACAUAUUGAUUUAGGCUAAUGAGAAAGGUCUUGAUGCGUACUUGUAGACAUGUAUAAGAGAAGUACAGUCAGCAAUAAAAGUGUGUAUAAACAAAAUACAGUAACUAGUACCUAAUUAAGCUUAAUUAUUAUAGUGUUCUGUGAUUUAAAUGAUGAGUUUUAGGAUUUUUAACGCAUUUAUUAAAAUUCGAUUUCUGGCAAGAUGGAGACCGAGAACUGUCGAAUAUGUAACAAGCGAAAAGAGAGCACUAGGGAAUAUUACGCAAAACUGCGUAGAGGGCGUCACUAGCACAAUCACAGGGCCUGCCGCGAAACACGGAAAUCGUAAGUUCGGUUUCUGCCUCUCUAUCACUAUGGCAUAGUCGAUCGAUAGAGAGGCAGAUAACGAAAUUUCGAUUUUCGUGUUUCGCGGUAGGCCACCUGUAAACAAACCGCCUUGAUGCCAUAGUGAAUGUAAUAAUGAAAACUUGUCAAAAAACUGUUUAAGUUUAAGGCAUUGUGUUAAUGUUAUGUUAUGUAUAUGUUACUCUAUCUAUGGUUUAGGAUGUGCACUAGUGCUGCACUCUGGCGGCAGAACAUUGCAGUAAUAAUCC